This is a messenger RNA of Dromaius novaehollandiae (emu), 3079 nucleotides long. It is a transcript of the gene ANXA4, whose product is annotated as annexin A4. The record is from RefSeq and is a predicted model, not a curated record. Gene Ontology annotation, molecular function: calcium-dependent phospholipid binding; calcium ion binding. The transcript has 19 exons. Bases 763 to 1710 code for a protein of 315 amino acids. NCBI's taxonomy places the organism in Eukaryota, Metazoa, Chordata, Aves, Casuariiformes, Dromaiidae. Gene Ontology annotation, cellular component: cytoplasm.
UGGGGGGGGGGGAUGGGGUCCCCUCCGCCGAGGAGAGCGCGUCCUGUCAGGGAGGGCCGCGGCCCGCGCUGUGGCGAGCGGCCCUCAAGUGCCUUCAUACGCCUUUAUUUUCUCCAGGGACCCAUCUAGUUUGCAAGCUUGCAGUGAGACGUUCAUAAGCAGCGGUGCAGCUAAUCCAAGGAAUCCCAAAACCACGUGUCAGACUUCAAAGCAUGGUUACAGAGUUCUCCAGCGCUGUGUACCUGCGCAACACCUCCAAGUGGGAAUUUCGCUAGCUAUAGCCAAGCUUACAAAGGAAGGCAUGUGGCAACCUCAGUUUUGCAUGAAAAGAGGCAGGCAGGAAAAAAGUCACAAGAUCCUUUACAAGGUCUUUCUGCAGAAGAGGGAAUAAAAGCUUCAGGCUGAUUUCCACCCUUAUCCCCGUAUCUGGCUGUUCCUAGGGUCUUUUCCAAGCCCUUAUCAUUUCUACGCUAGGGUUACCCCUGCUUUGUGGAAAGUGAUGUUUCAUCUCAUACAGUGCUGUCCUGGAGAGGUGGGAGUACUGCAGGACUGCGUGGGAAUGCGGAACAGCAGUGAUUAAGUCCUCAGACAAGAGAGAAUCCGUACUGAAGACCUGGAGAGGUGCUGCAGGAGCAAAGGAGAGAUGUAAUACAGGAGAGCGGAGCAGGGCUCUUCCCAUCGCUGCCAAGGCGCCCGCUGGGACAGCAGUUGUCUAACUGCCUAGGGACUUGGAAAAUAACAGAUUGACCAAAUACUGCAGCAAUGGCAACAAUCAAGGGAAUUUCAAGUUUCAGCGCUGAGCAAGAAGCACAGGCAUUAAGGAAAGCAAUGAAGGGAUUUGGUACGGAUGAAGAUGCCAUCAUCGAGACCUUGACCAAACUGAACGUUUCCCAACGCCAGCAAGUUCUAAUCACCUAUAAAACUACUAUUGGCAGGGAUUUGAUUGAUGACUUGAAGUCCGAGCUGAGUGGGAAUUUUGAGAGGGUGAUCAUUGGGAUGAUGACUCCCACCACCAUGUACGACGUGCACGAACUGAGGAGGGCUGUGAAGGGGGCAGGAACAGAUGAGGGUUGCCUGAUUGAAAUUCUGGCUUCUCGCACAAAUGAAGAGAUCCGGCGCAUUAAUGAGAACUACAAACUUCAAUAUGGCUGUACCCUUGAAGAGGACAUUGUCUCCGAUACAUCUUCCAUGUUUCGAAGAGUCCUCGUGUCCCUCUCGACGGGAAACAGAGAUGAGGGAGCAUAUGUGGAUGGUGCCCUUGCUCAGCAAGAUGCUCAGUGCCUGUAUGAAGCUGGGGAGAAGAAAUGGGGAACGGAUGAGGCACAAUUUAUGUCCAUCCUCUGUACACGGAACAGAAGUCACCUACUAAGAGUUUUUGAUGAAUACAGAAAGAUUGCUAAUAAGGACAUAGUGGACAGCAUUAAAUCUGAGAUGUCAGGAGACCUUGAAGAUGCUUUACUAGCUGUGGUAAAGUGCACACGGAAUAAACCUGCAUAUUUUGCUGAAAGAUUGCAUAAAUCCAUGAAGGGCUUGGGAACAGAUGACAAUACGCUGAUCCGAGUGAUGGUGUCCCGCUCUGAAAUAGACAUGUUGGAUAUCAGAAGGGAAUUCCUGACCAUGUAUGGGAAAUCUCUCUACUCCUUCAUUAAGGGAGACACCUCAGGAGAUUAUAAGAAAGUUCUGCUCAAACUCUGUGGUGGGGACGAUUAAAGGAUGCCUGGUGUACUGCCGGGGUGAUGGGAAACAGCAGAUCAUAAGGAUUUCUUUCUCUUUCCAGAUGGCUUAGAUUACCGCUAUGAAUAUUGACUUAGGUUAGUUAAUGCGCUGAUUAGAUAAUGUCAAUUCACUUUGACCCUUAUGAUAUGCUUUCAUGCUUGGCACACCCCUUUCUCUUCUAAUUUGGCUAGUAAAAUCUGACUUGAGCUGAAUGCCGUAACCAACUCUGUAAGAGCUAAACGUGUUUCCUGACAAGCUGUCCCUCUGCCAUUGCAUUUGCUAGCAAAACUUAUUUAUCAGCUGAAGCCAACUUAGAUGUGGAAUGUAGGAAGCGGCAGAGGAAAAAAUUAACCUGAUAAAUAUAGAGAGGGUGCAGAAUGCAGGCUUGCUUCAGUUUUGCACGAUAAUUCAAACACAAAGAAAAUCACCCAUCCGAGAUACAAGUGUUUAAAUCUAAACUUGCCCUUUGUUAAUGUGGAGCAUUAACAGACCUGGUACACUUACAUAUGUAUGUAUCUAUGUGUUGCCUAUAGAUCAGAAGGUAGGGAAGAUGUCCCUGGUGACAUUAGAAGAAACAGGUCAGCCCUGUACUCUUGGUCUUACCUACUUGGCCUGUGGGAGCGUGAUUUCUCCCGAAGUUAGCAGGGUUGUGUCACAAGCCCUUGCUCUAAAGCGGUGUCGUUGGAACGGUGCCGUUUCAGGGAAUGACCUGUCCCCACAGCCUUAUCUCGUCCGCGCUGCCUGGUGCUUUACAUGGGGACACCUUGCAGGGGGGUAGGAGGGUGCCUUGCGUGGGGGCAGCUCACUGUGUCCCGCCAGCGCCAGCUGGUUGUCGUCCUUCCUAACGCUACGGUGGAGGGUCCGGUUGUGCCCGUGCCCAGCCUGGACUCCACACCAGCUGCUGGAAGCACGUUUCCUCCCAGACUGUACGCCGCUGCCUUUUGGGCUGAGGGUCAUUUGCACGACACUGUGGUUGGCGUUCGGGUUUGCAGGCUGCUUCCGCUGCUGCUGUAUGAUCCUAUUGCAAAGGCAGCGCAGGCGGAGGGUGGAAGUUCAUGUGGUCUAACCCCAGUUCUGCUGCUCGCUUUGCUCUAAAUCAAGCUCCUCCUGACUUGAGAAGGAGAUACUUCUGUGCCUUCAGCUAACAAUCAUUUCGUUUCUCUUUCUCCCUGCUUUAAUCGGGGGCGAUGCAUUCCUUAGCUUUGGCGAGAGGGGGCAGAGAUUUUUCAAGUCUUCAGCACCCUGCUCAAUAAAAUAAUUCUUUUUUUUACCCCGUGCUCCGGACGCACUCAGAUUUUGUGUUUAAAUGCUUUGUGUUACAUUGCUGAGUUUUUUAAAAACCAAUAAACAAGAUGUUUCUCUA